ACGGGCAAUAAAAUGGGCAAGUUGCCUUGCCGCGCCCUAGCCGCCUAUAUAUCGCGCAACUCAGUGCAAUACUUAUUGCAAUCUUGCAAGUUAUCCCUGUGAUAGGUAUUGCAUAUUAAGCGUCUAAUAUCUAGCCAGCUAAACUGUGUUAGUGGUAAUAUUAGUGAACUUGGAAAGUUAUGAUUUGAGAAUACAGCAGCAAACGCGAAGUGCAACAAUUCAGGCAUUAAAAUAAUUAGGUACUUUUACUACCAGGUCUCUAUCUUGCUCUGUUGUAUAGGCGUGUCUCUUUCUAUUCCUCGGUCGACCAUCGACAAGCGGCCAAUCGUUUGAAAAUUCAACCAUCUUGAUUGUGCAAAUUCGCGCGCUUGGGUUUGAUUUCAAACGUGUUCCCGCGCUUUUUUACUUUUUUUUUUAAUGACUAGCGAAGAACAAAAUACUAUGAAUAAACGCCUGUGGUCAAACAAGAAAAUAAUAAAGUUUAUAAAAGAAGUUCACAUGAGACCUGAAUUAUGGAAUGUCUCCGUGAGUGCAUAUCGAGACCGCAAAGCUAAGUUUAAUGCAUGGAGUGCCGUCGCCGCACAAUUCAAUAUUACGCCCGACGUGGCCUACAAAAAGUUCAGAAAUCUGAGGACCUAUGCACAAACUGAACACAAAAAGAAGGGUGGUAAACAGAUAACUUGGUUCGCUUAUGACGCAAUUUCCUUCAUUUUGUCAGUAGAUGGUCGUGGUACAGGAGUAGACAGCGAAAACUCUACUAAAACUUCUAUAACCGAACACGACGAUGAUGACAGUCCUUUAUCAGAUGAAUCUUCGGAUUCCUCAGAGGAACCACAGAUAAAAAUGGUUCCCAAGAAAGAAAUCACAUUACAACCACCGAAACCAAUAGAAAGGAGUGGAUCUUUAUUUAAUGCAAACGAAAAUAAAGAAAGAAACUCGAACAUAAGUUUUGGAGAAUACGUAGCGAAUAAACUAAACACGUACGAUGAUUACACUCGAGCUCAAGCCGAGUUUAAAAUAAGCAAGAUUCUGUUUGAUGCGGAUAUGGGAAUGUUCAGACAUUCGGAGAGGCAGUUUCCGCCUCAGUUUGCUACGAUUUAUCCGAAUUAUUCAGAGCCAUCUGAGAUGUCGGGAGGUAGUGAUUUGAAGACCCAAUGCGAUUUUAGUAUAGAACACCAGGAUUUGCAAGGACCUUCUAACAAUCGUUCGUAGGCUUGGAAUUUUACUUUAAAUUCGUAAGCUGAUUAAUCGCCUACAUCCUAAGCUUAUUCGCAUGAGCGUUAAAAAAGCGUUGCGUUAAAACCCGGCGUUGCGCUGAAAAUACA
Messenger RNA from Maniola jurtina (meadow brown), 1325 nucleotides. RefSeq lists its product as uncharacterized. The coding region runs from base 418 to 1212 and encodes 264 amino acids. The transcript is spliced from 2 exons. NCBI's taxonomy places the organism in Eukaryota, Metazoa, Arthropoda, Insecta, Lepidoptera, Nymphalidae. The record is from RefSeq and is a predicted model, not a curated record.